CAGCUACGACCAUGAACACGGAAAAGGACUUUUCACCUCUGACGCCCAACAUUGUGAGGGCUCUGAAUGACAAACUGUACGAGAAGAGGAAAGUGGCAGCUCUGGAGAUAGAGAAACUAGUGCGGGAGUUUGUGGCUCAGAACAACUCUACUCAAAUCAGACAUGUCAUCCAGAUCCUGGCCUCGGAGUUUGCGCUUUCCCAGCACCCCCACAGCCGGAAGGGGGGUCUCAUUGGACUGGCAGCCUGCUCCAUCGCUCUCGGCAAGGACUCAGGUCUGUAUCUGAAGGAGCUUAUUGAGCCUGUGCUCACGUGCUUUAAUGACUCAGACAGCCGCCUGCGCUACUAUGCCUGCGAGGCCCUGUAUAACAUAGUCAAAGUGGCCAGGGGAGCUGUGCUUCCCCACUUCAACCUGCUCUUUGAUGGGCUCAGCAAGCUCGCAGCAGACCCAGACCCCAAUGUGAAAAGCGGAUCUGAACUCUUGGACAGACUGCUGAAAGACAUUGUGACAGAGAGUAACAAGUUUGACUUAGUGGCGUUUGUCCCCCUGCUCAGAGAGAGAAUCUACUCCAAUAAUCAAUAUGCUCGGCAGUUUAUUAUCUCCUGGAUCCACGUUCUGGAGUCCGUGCCAGACAUCAACUUGUUAGACUACCUCCCCGAGAUCCUGGAUGGGCUCUUCCAGAUCCUGGGAGACAACAGCAAGGAGAUCCGCAGGACAUGUGAAGUGGUGCUCGGAGAGUUUUUAAAGGAGAUUAAGAAGACGCCCUCCAGUGUGAAGUUUGCAGAGAUGGCCAACAUCCUGGUCAUCCACUGCCAGGUUGCAGAUGAAGCAAAACUCACAAACGAUCUGAUCCAGCUGACAGCUAUGACCUGGAUGAGAGAGUUUAUACAACUUGCAGGCAGAGUGGUUCUCCCCUACUCCUCUGGCAUCCUGACUGCAGUGCUGCCUUGCCUCUCAUACGACGACAGAAAGAAGAACACCAAAGAAGCAGCCAGUGCGUGCAAUCACAGUCUGAUGAAGCUGGUGACCCCUGAAGAUGAUGAGGAUGAGGAGGAGGAGAAAAGUGGAAGCACAGGGUCGCCGUCCAAGGAGGAGGAUCAGCCUAAAACUGAAGUGGACAGCAAUGAUAUCCUGAAUGCAUCACAAGAAUCUGUUGGUUUAAGUAAUAUCAGCUUCUUUGCUCCAGCGAAUGCUGACAGGCCUCAGGUAACUCUGGACCUGGACGGCAUUGUUCAGGUGUUGGACAGACACCUACACGACUCCUCCACUGGCAUGAUGACCCGCAUAGCUGUGCUCAAAUGGCUCUACCACCUCUACAUCAAGACACCACGCAAGAUGUUCCGCCAUACGGACAGCCUGUUUCCCAUGCUGCUGAAAACACUGUCUGAUGAGUCCGAUGAGGUGAUACUGAAAGAUCUGGAGGUGCUAGCUGAGAUAGCGUCAUCUCCUGCUGGCCAGACGGACCAAAUGGGCCCCUGCGACAGCACAGACAACAAACUGGAGCUCAAAGUCCCAGAGAGUGCAAAGCCAGGACAGCAGCCCAAAGUAGUGGACUCGUCCCCGUCCACUCCCAGUAUGAACUCCUAUUUUUACAAGUUCAUGAUCAACCUGCUGAAGCGUUUCAGUCUGGAGAGGAAGCUGCUGGAGAACAGAGGCGCUUUCAUCAUCAGGCAGCUCUGUCUGUUGCUUCACGCGGAGAACAUUUUCCACUCCAUGGCCGACAUCUUGCUGAAGGAGGAGGACCUGAAAUUUGCCUCCACCAUGGUUCAAACACUCAACACCAUCCUGCUCACCUCGGCUGAGCUCUUUCAGUUGCGCAACCAGCUGAAGGACCUCCGCACUCAGGAGAGCUGCGCUUUGUUUUGCUGCCUGUAUCGCUCCUGGUGCCACAACCCCGUGGCCACUGUGUCGCUCUGUUUCCUCACACAGAACUACAAACACGCCUAUGACCUCAUCCAGAAGUUUGGAGAUCUGGAGGUGACGGUUGACUUCCUGAUUGAGGUCGACAAGCUGGUGCAGCUCAUUGAGAGCCCCAUUUUUACCUACCUGCGCCUGCAGCUCCUGGAUGUGGAGAACAACCCUUACCUGAUUAAGGCGCUGUACGGCCUGCUGAUGCUGCUGCCACAGAGCCAGGCAUUCCAGCUGCUCUCCCACCGUUUGCGGUGUGUUCCCAACCCGGAGCUCAUGAGGACUGUGGAUGAGUCCAAAUACAUGGACUCAAAGAAGCAAGUGGUCUCCAAGCGUGCCUCUCAUACUCAGGUGGAUUACAAUGAGCUGCUCCAGCACUUUGACCGCGUUCAGAGUAAACACCUGGAGGUCCGGCACCAGCGCUCUGGACGAGCCUCCGAUCACCCUGACAGGAAGCUAAUGUGAAGUCAUUGCACCUCCUCUGACCCUUGAGGACAGCGAGAGGAGGGUGAAGGAAAAAUGUUAAGGACAAGAACAAAAUAUAUAGAUAUUGAAGCCAAAAAUUAAGUAUGAUUAAAAACUGUCUCAUCAGAGCACUGGAUAUAUAUAUACAUUAUCAUGACACAAUGAUUUGUUUGUAAAUUAAGAAUGUCCUGUAACAUAAGAAAACAACACAUUUAAUACACUUCAGACUACACACAUGCUAAUUAACAGUUACUACUUUAUGUGAAGAUUUGAGGAAUGUACAUACAAUCUCACACAUCAUAACUACUGGUGGUGAUAUUACGGCCAUAUCCAGAUCAUGCCCUGUCAGCAGCUGAGAUUAUUUCCAGCUAAAUUAAAUGUCCACAUUGUUUCAAGUGAUUCUGACAUGCAUUUCAGUGUUAAAUAGCGCACUUCUGUCUUUUAAUAUCCAGGUGAGUGAAACACAGUAUUUUCAUGGUGUGUGCUGUUGAACAGUAACAAUAGAGCAUGCGUUCAGGGUUGCCUUAAUCUCUUGUCAGCCAAACUCACGUGUCGAGUAUUGACCCAGCUCAGCUGAGGUUUUAAAUUUUGGAAGCCAUGGAUGACUGAACUCUGGCAUAAAUUCCGGGUAGGCCCACGUUGUUGCACCUCUUGCCAUUACUUAUUAGUGCAGCUGAUCGAUAAUGUUACAGACCUUUUAAUUCCAUUUCUUUCUUUUUAUAUUCUUCAGCUAAUAUGUGUUUCUCUAUGUACAAGUGUCUGUUUGUCUUGUGCUCUUAAAACAACUCGCACCUUUGUCAUUGCUAUGUGAAGAUCAAUAAAGUGGACCAUGUGAUUAAAACGUACCUUUUUCAUAUCUACAUAUGAAACAAAUCCUAUAAAAAAAAUAUUGGUUAAAAGUGUGUGCGAGGGGAGAAGAAAGCAG
Epinephelus fuscoguttatus (brown-marbled grouper) is the source of this 3297-nucleotide messenger RNA. It is a transcript of the gene vac14, whose product is annotated as vac14 homolog (S. cerevisiae). The transcript has a single exon. NCBI's taxonomy places the organism in Eukaryota, Metazoa, Chordata, Actinopteri, Perciformes, Serranidae. The coding region runs from base 12 to 2372 and encodes 786 amino acids. The record is from RefSeq and is a predicted model, not a curated record. Gene Ontology annotation, cellular component: endosome membrane; PAS complex. Gene Ontology annotation, biological process: phosphatidylinositol biosynthetic process; positive regulation of kinase activity.